AUGGUGGAGAUGCCGGCUCUUGGCGGGAAGAAGAGAUAUGCCCUCGUGGGCACCGGAGGCCGGGCGAUCUUCUUCUAUACGGCCAUCGCCCGGGACUAUGCCGACAAGUCCACCAUCGUCGGCUUCUGCGACACCAACCAGACGCGCAUGAACUACGCCAACUCCAAGCUCGAGGCCCUCGGGCACGCCGCCGUGCCCACCUUCCCGGCGGCCGACUUUGACAAGAUGAUCCGCGAGACCAGGCCCGACGAGGUCAUCGUGACGACCAUCGACCGCACGCACCACCAGUACAUCGUGCGCGCCCUGGAGCUGGGCUGCAACGUCGUGACCGAGAAGCCCAUGACCAUCGACGCCCCGCGCUGCGUGCAGAUCUUCGACGCCGUCGAGCGCACGGGCAGGCAGGUCCGCGUGGCCUUCAACUACCGCUACGCGCCGCACAACACAAAAGUGGCCGAGCUGCUGCGCGCCGGGGCCGUCGGCAGGGUGACGAGCGUGCACUUCGAGUGGAUGCUCAACACGGCCCACGGCGCCGACUACUUCCGGCGCUGGCACCGCGACAAGCGCAACAGCGGCGGCCUGCUCGUGCACAAGAGCACGCACCACUUUGACCUGGUCAACUUUUGGCUGCAGACGCGCCCGGCCACCGUGUACGCGCAGGGCGACCUCCGGUUCUACGGCCGGGAGAACGCCGAGGGCCGUGGCGUGACGCAGUUUUACACCCGGGCGGCGGGUAGUGAGGUGGCCAAGGGCGACCCUUUUGCGCUGCAUCUGGACGAGCACCCGCAGCUCAAGGCCAUGUACCUCGACGCCGAGCAUGAGGAUGCGUAUUACCGCGACCAGAGCGUAUUCGGGGACGGGAUCAGCAUCGAGGACACAAUGAACGUCAUGGUACGCUACAAGAACGGGGCCGUCAUGACGUACUCUCUCACCGCAUAUGCUCCCUGGGAAGGAUUUAGGGUCAGCUUCAACGGUACAGGCGGCCGCUUGGAGAUGGAGGUAGUGGAGAACAGCUAUGUCAAUUCCGGGGGUGACCAGGCCGUCGAGGGCUCGCUCGACCAGCACACGAUCCUCCUCCGCCCUCUGUUCGGGAAGCCGCAGGAGAUCGAGAUCCCGAAGGGAGCCGGUGCGCACGGAGGAGGUGACACUGUCCUCUUGGACGACCUCUUCGGUGAGCCCGUGUCGGACGAGUACAUGCGGGCGGCCAGCCACGUCGAUGGGGCCCUUUCCAUCCUGACUGGCAUCUGCGCCAACAGAUCAAUCGUGACUGGGCAGGUUGUCAACGUAGAUGAUGUGCUUAGGAUACCGUAG
This is a messenger RNA of Thyridium curvatum, 1308 nucleotides long. RefSeq lists its product as uncharacterized. Bases 1 to 1308 code for a protein of 435 amino acids. The transcript has a single exon. NCBI's taxonomy places the organism in Eukaryota, Fungi, Ascomycota, Sordariomycetes, Thyridiales, Thyridiaceae. Gene Ontology annotation, molecular function: nucleotide binding. The record is from RefSeq and is a predicted model, not a curated record.